Molecule: messenger RNA, 1699 nt
Organism: Lampris incognitus (smalleye Pacific opah)
Lineage: Eukaryota; Metazoa; Chordata; Actinopteri; Lampriformes; Lampridae
Gene: ovol1a
Product: ovo-like zinc finger 1a
Exons: 5
Coding region: 10-1056 (348 amino acids)
Biological process (GO): regulation of transcription by RNA polymerase II; epidermal cell differentiation
Cellular component (GO): nucleus
Molecular function (GO): RNA polymerase II cis-regulatory region sequence-specific DNA binding; DNA-binding transcription factor activity, RNA polymerase II-specific
Source: RefSeq, a predicted model, not a curated record
UUAAGGAACAUGCCGCGGGCCUUUCUGGUGAAGAAGACGAGCGUUUCGCCCGGAAAACGGAACUGGAGCGAGCUGCCAGACCAUGAGCGCGGGGACGUCUACGUCCCAGUCUCCAUCUUUCCUCCGUCCACCCUGAUGACGGGGGCUGAAGCCAGCCUGGCGGAGACAGUCCCGCUCUGCCUCACCAAGCACACAAAUGCCCCCUCCGAUAGGCACGCGCACGCCGAGCUGCCGUCAUGCACGGUGCUGGGCAAACCGCAGAGCCCCACAGUGUUGUCGGAGGAGAGGUCAGAGGUCAGGAAGAGGACGCAGGGGAACUCCACAUACGUCCGCUCCAAAAUCAAGGUAACUACAGGCGAAUUACCCGAGUCACCUCCCCCUCCCCUUUCCCUUCCUCCUCUUCCUCCCCAACCCACUGUCACUCCGGACGUCGCUGUGACUCCAGUUGCCCCGACGACAGCCACCUCCGAUGCGACGACGUUCUCCAUGGUGACCAGGUCGACAGAAGGUCAAAGUACAUCAACGGAGACGGCGGCGUGUCCGUUUUUGUGCAAGGUAUGCCAGAAGGGUUUUCAGCACCAGCGGAUGUUGAAUAGACACGCCAAGUGUCACAACCAGACCAAGAGGCACCUCUGCACCUUCUGUGGCAAAGGCUUCAAUGACACAUUCGACCUGAAACGACACGUGCGCACACACACAGGGGUCCGUCCCUACAAGUGCAGCCUCUGUGACAAGGCCUUCACCCAGCGCUGCUCCCUCGAGUCGCACAUGAAGAAGAUCCACGGGGUCACCCAGAAGUACGCCUACAAGGAGCGCCGCAACAAGCUGUACGUGUGCGAGGAGUGCGGCCACACGGCGGGCACCCAGGAGGAGCUGGGCUUCCACCACCAGGCCCGCCACCCUGACUGCCCGUUCCUGAAGGGGAAGGCAGCGAGGAGAUCGGGGGAGCGGGGAGGAGCGGGGCACAGAGAGGGAGGUUUGUCCACGGGGGGAUCCGCACCAGGGUCCCCGCAAGGUGCCGACAGCAACAAUAGUACGGGGUCGGAGGGGCAGUAGGAGCAAGGAGGGAUGAGAGAGGAUGGGUUGGAAAACAGUGAAAGAAGAGUAUGAAUUCAAAAGGAGUGGAUAGAUGAAAUGGAAAUGGAAACAGAAGGCAUUAUGGAAAGCCAGUCAGACAAAAGACCGACCAAUGGAUGGAUGGAUGGAUGGAUGGACAGAUAGACAAAUAAAUGUACAGAUUUUAGAAUGGCUGAGGUAUCUAAAAACUAAACUCAAAGGGCAUCAUGGCAUCAUGUAGCACAUAAGGCCAAGUCUGUGCUGUAAUUUCCUUUUUUUGAGGUUGAUGAGGUUAUAAACAUACCAUAUUACUGACGGUAGGACCAUCAUCAUCAUCCUCAGAUGAUAUUUUAACACUGUACUGUUUUGUAUGUAAAAAGGACGGGGUUUUCUGUACAGUAGAAUAAAACAUUUCCUGUAGAAUAUACUUUAGUCUUUAAAGGGGGUAAUAUAUUAAAUGAAAGUGUAUCCUGUUUUGUUUUUUUGUGUUGUUUUUUUGGUACGUUUUCAUUCUCGUCUAUUACUUUAACUUUGGGGAAACGAGACCGCGGCCUGCACGUUGUGUUUGAUUAACACAGUUGUUUUAGAAAAUCGGAUGUCUCUGUCAUCAUUCUACUUGUAAACUGCUAAUUAAAAAUUUACA